Hypomesus transpacificus is the source of this 4112-nucleotide messenger RNA. It is a transcript of the gene pms1, whose product is annotated as PMS1 homolog 1, mismatch repair system component. The record is from RefSeq and is a predicted model, not a curated record. Gene Ontology annotation, biological process: mismatch repair. The transcript is spliced from 13 exons. NCBI's taxonomy places the organism in Eukaryota, Metazoa, Chordata, Actinopteri, Osmeriformes, Osmeridae. Gene Ontology annotation, molecular function: ATP binding; ATP-dependent DNA damage sensor activity; ATP hydrolysis activity. Gene Ontology annotation, cellular component: MutLalpha complex. The coding region runs from base 77 to 2935 and encodes 952 amino acids.
UUGCUUCAAGCCGAGGGGCGAGGGCUUGGGAUAGGCAAUGUAGGCUACGCUUUUCUCUUUGAAGGAUAUACGGACAAUGUAUUUUGUUCGGCCAAUCACUUUGUUAUGCGUCAUCAAGCAAAAGCGCACAUUUACUAGCAUAGGCGUAGCUGUUUCUUUUGUUGACAUGAUAUUAGCGCUACGUUUGAGCUCUUCGAGGUCACCAUUCAAUAGUGCUAGAGGUAACUACGAAAACUUAUUUACAGGCGCUGAAAUGAAACGGCUGCCUGCAGACACUGUGCGACUCUUGUCCAGCUCCCAAAUCAUCACCUGUGUGGUGAAUGUGGUAAAAGAGUUGCUUGAGAACUCCCUGGAUGCUGGUGCCUCAUGUAUAGAGUUAAAAUUGGAGAACUAUGGACUGGAUCAAAUUGAAGUUAGAGACAAUGGGUCGGGAAUUAAAGUUGCAGAUGCACAUGUGAUGGCUUUGAAACACUACACUUCAAAAAUGUGUAGCUAUGAUGACCUGGAGUGCCUGGAGACAUACGGAUUCAGAGGAGAAGCUUUGGGAUCCAUCUGUGCCGUGGCAGAGGUAACUGUCACAACUAAGACUAUUGAAGAUGAUGUCAGUACCCAGUAUGUGCUAGACCACAAAGGCAAAGUCACUGCACAGAUGCCCACUCAUCUAGGAAAAGGUACCACAGUUAGUGUGUUGAAGCUUUUUAAAAGUCUUCCUGUGAGAAGGCAGUACUGUGCCAACAUAAAGAAGUGCAAAGAAGAACUGAAGAAAGUGCAAGACAUCAUGAUGGCCUACGCCAUCUUAAAACCAGCGCUAAGGCUCAUCUUCAUUCACAAUAAGGUUGUAGUAUGGCAAAAGACCAAAGCAACAGAUCACAGGAUGGCCCUCUUGGCCACACUUGGGGCAAACACUGUAGCAAAUCUUGUCCAUUGUCAUCAUCGACUAGAGCAACCAGAGAUUUUAAUAGAUGGAUACUUUCCAAAACCUGGUACGGAUUAUUGUUCUAACAGCUCCAGUAACCCUGACAAAGCGUUCAUCUUUGUCAACAAUCGGCCUGUCCAACAAAAAGAUAUCCUAAAGUUAGUGCGGCAGCACUACAUGGCCCAGCCAUACCUGGCAGACUCAACACACUGUCGCUAUCCCAUCCUAAUGCUUAAUAUCAUAGUUCCAGCCUACAGUGUAGAUGUCAACCUGAAGCCUGACAAAACACAAGUUCUGCUUCACAAUAAGGAGGCUGUGCUGACUGCAGUGGAAACCCUACUGGUUUCCCUCUAUAGAUCCGGGCUAAAUGCUGAGGCUCUACCAAUCAGUAGAACGGACAGGAGAGCAUCCUCCAUUUCAGUCAGUCCUCAGCAUGCUAGAUGUUUAUUGCCUGCCAGUUUGGCAAUGUCAGAAGGAAUGGAAAAUGUCAGGGAUGUGUCCAAGGCUACAUCUGUCUGUGUUACCAGCGCUAUAUCAAAGUUUUCGGGGGCUGACGCACUUCUUAAUCAUGAACCUGCAAUUAGCAGUUCCUCAUCUUCCUCCGCAGAUGACUGGAUAGUUAAUGAGAUCCCAGUGGACUUAAAUGUCUCCCUUCUAGAAGAUGACACAGUACUGAGGACAGACUUAACAGAUACAGUUCUAGGGGGAAACUUGACAUGGUUGUCAGAAGAAAGUUGGAGUAGAGGCACUGCUCUGCUUGACCCCUGUACAGAGGAAGCCCUGCAGUCUGUUAAACUCUAUUCACCCACUGGGAGAGGCUAUUUGGGCGUAGGUAAAGUCAAAGGCCAGUGCCGUCUUGAAAAAAAGGUGUCUGAUGCCAUUACAGAUAAACAGGCAUCACUGACCGCUAUUGAUCUGAUCAAUCAUCAUGUCCUGAAGACACCCCUUUCCCCUGCUUCACUGUGUGAGAAGGAGUACAGAAGUGAGGUUCUACAGGAGAAGCCAAAAGCAAGCCUCAAGAACAUUGGCACUGCUGUGCAGGAGAGAAGGAAAAUCCUGGGGAAGGAGGACAGAAUAAGGUAUGAGGAGAAGGCAAAGAAACACUCUAAGCGCUAUGACCAUUCGACACUGUCUCUGCUCCAAGGCCAGAAACGCAAGGACCCACUUUCCAACCAGAAGGUCCUGACCCAGGUGUUCUACCCCCAGCCCCAGAAGAGGAAGAAUACUGGGUUAAAACUAUCCCAGCCCCUUCCUUUUAGUAUAACUGCUCUUAGACUGAAGCUCCAUCGUCUAUCAUUCAAGAGCGGACCAAGACCAAGAGGUCACAGUCUUGUAAACAGCCUAGCCUCUCAGAGCUCCUGGGUCAUUUUAUAUGGUAGCAAGCUCAUGUUGUUAAAUCCGUAUCGGGCAGAGGAGUCCCUGAUUUUUAAGAGACUUCUAGAGAAUAGCAUACUUCCAACUGUGACUCUACGGAACCCUAUACAGUUGACAGACAGUGCACUUGGGGUUGCUGAGUAUGCCCAAGCUCUAUAUGCAAUGGCAAUGGGGAGUCCAGAGCUUAAUGGAAUGACCCUCUUUGCUGACCCCAGGCUUGUGGCAAAUGGCUUUGAAAUCAAACUCAAUCCAGAAUCCCUGUCUGCAGAGAGACAACUGGAAGUGACAGCAAUGGCGAACUGCAUACCUUUCUACGGUAUGGAGGACCUUAGGGAGAUCCUGGCGACUGUCCUGCAUAGUAAUGCCAAGACAGUGGGAGAGUGCCGGCCACUCAAAGUCACCAACUACUUUCAAGAAGAAGCUGUUCGCUUGGCCUGUCAGUUGCCUGUAACUUUGACUAAAGAGGAUGUAGAGGACAUGCUCUUACGGAAGAAACAGCAACUUGGAGAGACAACACAGACUUGCAUCCAUGGACACUCAUUUCUUACACACUUAUGUGAUGUUCCUGACACUGAAGAGGAGGCUAUGGCUUUAGUAACGGAAAAAUUCACCAACAAACCAUUAUUUUACAAUAAGUUUACCUGAUUGACUGCCAAUUCCAACUGCAGAUUUUGUAUUUUAUGUUUUACACAAACCUUGACUUUCUUGAGCUAAUUGGAUAUCAGAUCAAAUAAGUUGUGUACAGUUAGUUCUCCUGGAAAUGGUAGUGUUAUUACAUGUUAUUCUAUGUGGAGCUGCAAUUCUUUCUGCUUUUUGUGUGCGAUACUUGAAAAUAUCUAAACGUAUUUAUAUACCUGAUUGCAUCAAUAAAUGUAUAAUGACUUCCUUGUAUCACAAUGUAUGAUUUUACUAUUUUUGUGAAAAUACUAUAACGUGUGAUGGAAUAUGGUGUGAAGAGCUUCUCUGAGCUGUUUUCAAAUUGCCAAGAGCUUGUAAGCAUUUCAUCAUGUUGGCUUUCACAGAGAACAAUAUCCCCCUUAUACAGGAAAGGGUUUAUAGAUUGUAGUCACUUUGAAAACAUUUGCUCAAAUUGUAUAUAUCCAUUUGUAAAAGUAGGCUACUUUCAUGUGUUUGUAGACAAAUGUUAUUGGACAGUUAUAGCAAAUCAUAUCCUCCAGUCUGAAAAAGAUAACACUUUGCAACAGCUUGGUAAUAUUUAUUGCCCUGCCUGGUUAAAGAGAGUGUUUUCAUUGCAUCCUACAUCUCUGAAUAUCUCAGUAAAAAUGAAACGUUACAGUUGAAUUGGUCCAAAACACCUCAGCUAUAUAUUGCAAACAGUAGCAUUAAAUAUGUACUUGUUAUGUGGGGGUGUAGCUGGCCAAGCAAUCCUCCCGUAGGUGGUCAUCUGUGUUACUAAGUCAGAGGACAUUUGCCAGUUGGCAUCAAUUGUGAGCAUGAAAGCAGAACCUUCAAGCAACAAAGUGACAAACGAUUAUAAACUGUAGUAGUUUCCCUGUGGAAAAACAAUUGGGCUUUGUAUAACUAGGUGAGGCUGCUGUAAAGUAUGGAGAGUGUUCAUGAGUGUAACCAUGUUGACUUGGUUAAAAUCACUUGGGAUAGAUGGUCCCCCCAAGGGUAGAUGGUCAGUUCAAAGACUGACCAUCAACCCCAGGGGUGAGGAACGUCUGGCCUUUGGGCCGUAUACGGCCCCUGAGGCUGUGAAGUAAAAUAUUAAUUAAAAUGUUUAUGACAACAAAAUAUAAAAGGUAUGUUUAAUUUUUGGGCUGUGAUAAAAAAGCCAAUCUAGAACGUCAUUACAAUU